CUUCGUUUUGGAUGCACGUGUGUAGAUUACGUACUGAAAAUGCAGAGUCUGUGCUAUACGUUUUCGGUUAUGUAGGUAUGAAUUUUGUUUUAUUUCUAGUAACUUGUAUCAGUUAAGUCCAAACGUUGAUUAAACACGAAGGGGUACAGUCUUCUGUCCGACGGAAAAAAACUACAUUCUCACUAGUAAGUUUUGGAUUAACGGAUAACUAGUCUGGAUUUUUUUGAUUAGCAGCAACUUCAAGGGUAUAAUUUGGUUCAUCAAAUGAUAAGUCGGGGUAAUUGGAAUGGGAAAAACUGCGAGCUAGGCUUUCUUGUAGUCCUUGUAAGACCUGGAGACUGGACAAAGGUUAACUUAAGUCACUUAUUUACAGAUGGAAUGAGUGUGCUUCUUACCACCCCUGAAUUUAUGAAAAUGGUCACUUAUUGGUAAAAAGUAAUAAAGAAGCUAGUGUAUGACCAAUCUGCUUCUGAGACAUACCUGUGGAAAAAGGAUGAUAUAGUUCCUUCAUUAUAACGCAUUUGUUAGGAUUUUAGGACUUGAGAUCCUUUAGUGUGGUAUUACCACCAUCGAAAAUCGCAGCGCGAUUAGUUUACUGCACAAUAUGGCAGAUUCUGCUGUGACCAUAAAUGAAAAAAUAGAAUUGACGGAAGAAUUAAUGGCAAACGGAAAUGAAAAGGAGCUUGAAGAACCACCCAAGCAUGAACUCGUCUCUAAGACAGAGCUGAAUACUGACCUGCAAGCACCUGAGGCCUGGAAAUGGUCAGUCAUGUUCCUCUGUUUUUAUGGCUUCAUUGUUCAACUGAAGCCAGGCGAGUCUUUCAUCACGCCUUAUCUGCUUAGCACAGAGAAAAACUUCACCGAAGAGCAGGUCACAAAUGAGAUUAUUCCAGUGCUCUCGUAUUCGUAUAUGGCUGUACUGGUACCUGUGUUUCUUCUGACUGACUACCUGCGGUAUAAGCCUGUCUUAGUCUUGCAAAGCAUGAGCCAUGUCUCCAUUUGGCUUCUACUACUGCUUGGCACCUCCUUGUUGGAAAUGCAGUUCAUGGAGUUCUUUUAUGGCAUAACAAUGGCAGCACGUGUGGCCUACUCCUCUUACAUUUUUUCUCUUGUGCCUGUGGCUCUGUAUCAGCGUGUAGCCAGUUACUCACGCUCCUCUGUGCUGCUGGGCAUUUUUACCAGCUCAGUGACAGGCCAGCUGUGUACGUCACUGGCUGACAUCACAUACAACACACUCUGUGCCAUCUCACUGGGUUUUGUCUCUUUUGGCCUGUUGCUCUCCACCUGCUUGCCGUGGCCGAAACGAAGUCUGUUUUUUAACCAGAACCACAGGCAUGAGAAGAGAACUGCUGCUCUGUCGGAACUGGACAAAAUUAAUCCAGAUGAAGUGAUUACACAAGGUGAAAAAGCCUCAGCAGGUGGCUGUAGCUGUUCGAUAACCUCCAUCACAAACUCCAUUUUCAUUCAGAUGUUGAAAGAAAUGCGCAAUGUUGUGAAAGUCCCCAGCCUAAGACUAUGGAGCCUGUGGUGGGUGUUCAACUCCACUGGCUAUUACCUGGUGGUGUUCUACGUGCACAUACUAUGGAACAAGUUGGCUCCAACCCCGGAGCAUGUCUAUAAUGGAGGAGUCGAAGCUGCCUCAACUUUGCUUGGUGCAAUCACAUCGUUUGUGGCAGGAUUUUUGAAGAUCAGGUGGAAGGUCUGGUCAGAGCUAGUGAUUGGUGUGAUCACUGCAGUCCAAGCUGGUUUACUGCUUCUCAUGUGUGCCACCACCAACAUCUGGGUGUGUUACACAACCUACAUCCUCUUCAGAGGUUUCUAUCAAUUCCUGGUUCCUAUUGCUACUUUUCAGAUUGCCUCUUCUCUGACUAAGGAGCUGUGUGCUCUAGUCUUUGGGAUAAACACAUUCCUGGGAACGAUCUUGACAACUAUUAUUACUCUCAUUGUGAUCGAUAAGAGAGGCCUGGCUCUGCCAGUACACUCCCAGCUUUUUCUGUUCUUUUACUUCACCCUGCUGACUGUGGUUUAUUUGAGCUGUGCUGCAUGGGUUAUCAUGCGUCAUUACCGCAAUCAGAGGCAAGAGCAGGUUCCCACAGCAGCAACUACACCAAUUGACCUUAGCCCUGUGGAAAAAGAUCCUUCUGAGAAGAAACCCGUCUCCACUGGGUCAAAUGUCAGGACCUGAAAAUUAAGUGGAUUCUAUAGUGCUCAUGGUGAGGUUCUCACUUGUGAUUUUUUUUCUUUGUGUGUCUUGUGAGGAGAUUUCUAUGAAUAACUGUGCAUUCUUAAACACGUAACAGAAAUGCACUUGAAGUAUUACAAGAAGGACCUUGCCAUGUCUGUGCUGGAGUUAAUGACUAAUAUCUGUACAUGAAAUUGCAAAAAAUAAAAUGCAUAAUUUCACAUUACCAAAAGGCUGAGAUUCAAGGUUUUUUUUUAUUUUUUAUCAUGUAACUUUUAAAAAAUAUAUAGAGACCUAAUUGCAGAUAACAUCACUUAAUGGGUGGAAAUGAAUAUGUAAAAAACUUGUGUGCAUCUAUUCAUUAAGCCUUGGUAGUGCUGCAUUGUUUUAAAAAAAAAAUUUAAUUUAUAUUGAUUAGUAUGAAACUUAGCUGUCACAAGCAAGAAGUAAAAAAUUAGCUUAAAUUGUAAAGCAACUAUUUUGAAGGAUGUCUAUUUAAAAAAAAAAAGUUUGUCUCUACAGACAGACUUGUUUUCUUGCCAGAUUUGUGUUCUCCCUGUUUUGUCUCAGCAUUUUAAUUAAACUUCAAAUCCUCUUUUAAUUUUGUAUCUACAUCCACUUAUUUUAAUUUGCUAGUUAAUAAUUUGCUUUGUGAGCUUAUUUUGAAAGUGGGACCAUCUAUCAGUGUGAUGCAGAGACCUAUUGUAUCUGUUACAUAAGUGACUUGUUUGAACUUGGUUGAUAAUGAAGUGCAUCAUUUGAUCAUUACUCAGACUUAAUUGUAUGUUUAGGGUGAGAUAGGAACAAGAGCUGGCAAACUCGGUUACUUUAAGCUAAACAUAUAAUAAAGUUAUAUAGUGCCUUUCUCCCACCCAAGGUUGCUUUAUAAUUACCAAAAAAAAAAAGUGUCCACCAAAAGAGUUCAGGAUGUAAUUCCAGUGGUGUAGCUUCCCACAAGGCACACAAGGGUAAAUCCCACACCGCCUACACAGCCACUGCGAUGUCACCAGGCAACAGUGCUCAGAACACCGUGCCGUGGAUCCAGAAAGUGAGCACAGGGCAACCCCCAUGUUAAAGAGAACAACGAGCUCACUGCAGUCUGUAGUGAGCAGAAUAUACAUCACUCAUGGCGGACCAAGGCCUGAGGAAACCAAUGCCCAAAACUGGGGCUGGAGCUUCACCACAAUCAAAACAUUCAAACAAAAAAAAUGCAUCAAACCAUACAAGCACAAAGGGGAGGGGGGGGAGAGAAUUUUAGUUGAGAGUAUUAUGUUAAAGUAUUUUUAAUUUACACACAAUUGUAUGUGGGAUGUUCUUGAAAUGCUUGUGUGGUUGUACAAGACCAUUUUACCCUGUAAUUGGAGGCAAUUUGAUGCCCUAUAGAAAUCUGCAAGAUAUAAUUUCUUCUUGAUUAAAAAAAAAAUAUUGUAGCUAUGUUGUCUGACUUAAGCAGUGAAGUGCACUGAUCAGUGGUUAGGUUUUUAAUGCAUGUGAAGGUACAGUAUUUCUGAGCUAGUGAGACUGUAAAUUAAGUCAGUUUAUGUAACCUGUCUUGUAGCUAUACUUAACCAUUUUGUCAUCUAUAUACAAGAUGUUUGUAUACUUUUAAAUUAUUGAUUAGAGAAACGGUCUGAUAGUUUGUUAGCCUCCCUCUACUUCCUCCAUCUCGGUGAACAGAGACCACCAUGAAGCCACACCCCAUUCUGCAUUGAUACUGACAGGGUAGUCUGUGUAAAAGUGCAUCAGUAUUGCCGGGUUUUAAACACACACUGUCCUGCAAAAUAUUCAGGAAACAGGUGCUGGGGUCUGGAAAGCAAAAUGGCUCAUUCUUUUUAUA
Messenger RNA from Neoarius graeffei (lesser salmon catfish), 4019 nucleotides. It is a transcript of the gene slc19a1, whose product is annotated as solute carrier family 19 member 1. Lineage: Eukaryota; Metazoa; Chordata; Actinopteri; Siluriformes; Ariidae. The transcript has 6 exons. The record is from RefSeq and is a predicted model, not a curated record. Bases 605 to 2185 code for a protein of 526 amino acids. Gene Ontology annotation, biological process: folate transmembrane transport. Gene Ontology annotation, cellular component: plasma membrane; apical plasma membrane; basolateral plasma membrane. Gene Ontology annotation, molecular function: folate:monoatomic anion antiporter activity; folic acid binding.